AUGGCCUCAAGCAACAGUCGUACAAUCGUUGCUGGUACUCUCGGUCUCACCUUUUCUGCCAUAUUUCUCGGGGCCAAUCUAGGAAUCUCCUAUAUCUCUGUGCCCACCCUACUACUUUCUUCUCCACGAUCGCCAUUGCCUCCUCCAGCAAACGCUCCUGAUGAGGCCUCUCCUACCACCACUUCCUCGGAGAAGCCAGCAACAAAGCCUCCACAUCUCGCCCGCCAGUGGCAACACAUUUUUGACAUCGGCAAGAAGGCAGGUCCAGCGACUGCCGUUCUUGCUAGUGCCUCAUUUCUAUAUGCCUUCAGGAGCCUCCCAUUAGCAGCUACGCGUCAGAGAAGACUCUUCUUAACCGCGGCCGGACUCUGUUUGACCAUUGUGCCGUUUACUUUCAUUGCAAUGCAACGCACAAACAAUGAACUGGAGCGACGGGCAAAUGCGGCAACGAAAGGAGAGGAAGAGGACAUCAAACUAGAGGCCAGAACAGGCACGGUCGAGAGUUAUCAAACACAUGAUCUUCUCAAUCGGUGGGCAACCCUCAAUACGCUGUAA
Molecule: messenger RNA, 555 nt
Organism: Capronia epimyces CBS 606.96
Lineage: Eukaryota; Fungi; Ascomycota; Eurotiomycetes; Chaetothyriales; Herpotrichiellaceae
Exons: 1
Coding region: 1-555 (184 amino acids)
Source: RefSeq, a predicted model, not a curated record